Messenger RNA from Aspergillus clavatus NRRL 1, 270 nucleotides. RefSeq lists its product as uncharacterized. NCBI's taxonomy places the organism in Eukaryota, Fungi, Ascomycota, Eurotiomycetes, Eurotiales, Aspergillaceae. The coding region runs from base 1 to 270 and encodes 89 amino acids. The record is from RefSeq and is a predicted model, not a curated record. The transcript has a single exon.
AUGCCGGCUGGGUAUUUCAUCGAGGCGCAAAGGAUCGACCUCAAAUUCGACAGCUACAGAAAACAGGACCGCGACGAUGAUAUGAAGCAUGGCUUCAGAGUUCGGUUUAUUCUCAGUCUCGGCCGUUUCAGCUUAUGCUAUUGUGUUAUUGUCAUGACGCGUCAGCCCCUUAACUUCCGCUCGAUAACCCAGGCAAGAAGUGAGGAUGGGUAUGUCUUCGUUUACUUUCGCAUGAAAUCCAUGCCAUCCAGAGACAUUGGCAAAGGUUAA